Pseudoliparis swirei is the source of this 7291-nucleotide messenger RNA. It is a transcript of the gene c21h4orf54, whose product is annotated as chromosome 21 C4orf54 homolog. The transcript has 2 exons. The coding region runs from base 1 to 4335 and encodes 1444 amino acids. Lineage: Eukaryota; Metazoa; Chordata; Actinopteri; Perciformes; Liparidae. The record is from RefSeq and is a predicted model, not a curated record.
AUGAAGAAAGAGCGAAACUGCGUGGAGACGCCGGCGGCUCUCCAGGAGUUCGAAGACGUGUUCCAAAAACACAAGGAUGCGCCGGAGGAGCAAGACCAAAGCAAUUACGUCGAUUUGGAGUUAUCAGGUGGGACACAUCCGGAGAAGGACUGUAGUUUUGGUGAGAGAAACCACGUGUCUGUCCUUAUUUACAGCAGCAGCGCGGGAGAUCUGCGCGUAACGGAGUCAACCCAGGAGGUGGAGAAUAAAACCAAUAUUAAAACGAAGACAACAAAUAAUUAUAUCAUUUGGAAAUGUGUAGAGAAUGUCCAGGAGGGUUCCUCUGCUCUAUCACAUCUCACAUGUCUUAACGCAAAGUCGGAAUCUGGAGACGGAGGCGAGCGCGUCAUGACGCAGCGCGAGGUGUCUCAAGGAGAAGACAGCAACAACCCCCCACGAGGUGAUGGAUUACACUGUAGAGAUAAGGAUCUGAGCUGGAGAAGUGAGUCGGAUGAUGUUGAGGAGGAUGACGAUGAUAGUUUGGUGCUUUCCAACCACUGCGUCCCGUGCGUAACGGAGGAUGAGUCUCACUACAUCACCACGCACGAAAUCCAGCUCUCGGAGCUCUCUGACCACGAGGAAGAAUACCUGGGAGUGGACUCCUCCACCAGCUGGGACGUGAAGAAUGACAACCAGGUGUACUCUUUUGUCGAUUACGGUGACGCGGCGGUGAUGGAGAGGGGGCACGCCCGCCAGCCUCGCUCUCACGGUGGAGCAGCAGCAGUCAGCACUCUGCUGGAAAGUGAUCCGUCCGCCGGGGCCAAGUUCACCAGCUCAGAUGAGAGUGUGUCAAAGCCCCCGCAGCAGCAGCAGCGCAGUGGCAACAGCGCGGCACAGAUCCACCUGUCAAUCAGGACCACUUCUCGAGCUAUAAAUGACCCUGGCAGCAUCCACGAGCAGGGGAAUAUACUCCAUCAUGCCGGGCGCUCCGGGGAUCCGAGUCGCUAUGUGUUGAGGGGGGGUGAUGGGGAGGCAGAGGCGGAGUGUGACAGGACGAAGUGUUUCAUAGCCGCGCCCGGACGCGUGCACUUUGGUCGCAGACUGAGAGGGAAGGAGGUCACCGGGUCCUCCAGCUGCGCAUCCAGCGAGCCGGACGACGCGGACAAGGAGGUGCGCGAGCUGACCGACAGAUCCUUCAAGAGCCUGGCAUAUCCGUACUUUGAUGCCAUCAACGUCUGCACCUCCAGCGAGUCCUCUGCAUCAGAGCAUGCUGGGAAAGGGAUACACGGGUGCAUGGCCACGUUUGUUGACCUGAAAUAUGUCAACAUGAACAUGCCGAGGGGGCUGGAGCAAAGUGUGGGUUCCCAUCAAAACUCAGUGGCCAAAAAUAGAGACAAUAAAUGUUAUAAGGGCAUCGCGCUGGCCAGCAUCAAACCGCCCACCUCCAACAAGCUCGUCCCUCUGAAUGGAGACCCCCACUCAUACAAACGAAUGGAGCUGCUGGGGGACUUCAUUCAGGGCCACAGCGGAGCGAAUACACUCACGGAGACUCUGGAUUUCCGUUGCAAUGCCAAGUCAGGAAUGUCUGGGGGAGAAAGGAUCACUAAGUGUGCACACAACGCUGCAGGAUCACGUUCCACGGAUGAAGUGACCAACAGUUUACCAAGGAGAGGGGCCAGCAAUAAGUCGCCCUCCAGCACCAUGGAAGACACGCACAAGAAAGCCACAUUUGCCUCGAGCAUGAUCAAAAAUUUAAUUUCUAAAAAGAUCCAGUACGAGCAGGAGCGGAAGAUGGAACGAGGGGAGAUACGCGAGCGGCAUACGACGCUCUCCCCGGGCCCCGUGCACCCGGAGAGCGACGGCCACCAGGAGAAGGGCUGCAGGGAGCUGCGCAGGCAGAGCUCCAGGUUCUCCGAGAGCAGCGCCGAGUUCACCAUAAUGUGCGCGGAUGAGUUGGGGGACUUCGCGGCCGGCGGCUCGUGUGACUCCCGGAGCGACAGUCGGAGACGCGACGAGAUGGAACCGGCCACUGAAAAAGGCGGGUUGGAAGCUUCCAAAAGCCCGCUGCACCGCAGCCAUAACAGCGCCUUCAGAUGCUGGAAGGACAAGGAGGAGCUCGAGCUGCCAGAGGAUCAUGAACACGAUCCGGAGAAGUCGGCUGAGGACAGAGAGGCCGCGGGGGAGCUGAACGCCGCGGGACAGGGCAAACUGACGAAAAUGUCCCAUUUGUUUGUGCCAAGUAUCCAAAUGCUAUCUGGUGACGGAGAAGCGGGACAGCAGCUGCAGAACAGGAGUUAUUCCCCAUUUGGAGACAGGGGAGAUAUGCGCACUGGCAACACGUCAUACAUCGCGGACCCGCGGAGCGCGGCCACAUCUAAAUCUCCGGAAAUUAAAAUUAAUUUAAGGAGCGUUAGAGACAAUAAAAAAGAGCCUUUUGGCGUGUCCAGACUGCGCGCUCCUAAUAUAGGAUGUGACGUCAGAGCGGACCACUCACAGAGCCGGGUGCUGGCUGCAGCACUGAAGGGUGAGUCCGCAGAGAAAGUGCCACAUUUCAUGGUCAGAGACAUCAGAGAGAACAAAGGGAAGCUGCAGACGCCCAUUCACCAGGUGACAGACGUGCGUCAAAUGGUCAAAAGUUCCUAUCAAGUCGUCUCUUUGGAUAACAGCGACUGCCCCUCAGAGCAAAAUAAGCACAUAUCCUCUCGGAAUCCUAAUUCUGUGUCCCCGAUCGUGAUCAAAUGUCAGUCUGUGAAGACAAAUAACGGGAAACAUUCUAAAGAGGAGCUGUUGGACAUGGACAGGUCGUCUCCAGAGGGCGACGACAGUGUCCAGCUGCAAAGAGCAACAGGGAGAGCACCCCUGGGUGUCUCCAAUGACUCCUCAGAUGGAGACAUUGGGUUCAUAAUCAGAAGCAGAGCGACUUCAAUGAAGCAGGAAAAAAUAUCAGACAUCGCGGAUAAGAAACUCGAGUCAAAAAUUACCAACCAGGGGCCUUUGGAAAAACUCCAGGCUGCAGUGAAAACCAUGGAGCAGAUGUAUACAUUUGAAAGAAAUGAAUGGAAAAGGAAGAAGGAGCAGCAUCUCCUGACCGACAGCCACGUGCUCUCCCUGAUAGCCAGUGAGGAGCAUGGAGGACUGGAGGAGGCCGGCGGGAGAGCGUCCAGCAUGGACCGGACAACCAGGAGAGACUCCUUUCUCAACAAGACUCCGCCAGCACCAGCGACGUUCCCGGGCACUGGCUGCAGCCCGCUGCGGCAAGAGGACAAAGACCUCCCCGUGGUCUUCGAGACUCCCGGCAGCCGAGAGGACCGGCCGGUUGGGAGGUCAACGCAAGCCUCGGGGAACAAAAACAUGUUCGGCCUCAAGGCCCAGCCGACCGCCGUCACUCCGACACCGUUCAGCACCAAGAGCUUCGUCCCCAAGUCCCCCAAAGUGCCCGUGUCCUCAAAAGUAGGACGAACGAAGCCAAGUGUCACUGAAGCAUCCAAACCAAACAAGGUGGAGUGGUCCUCACAAGAGCUCUCCAGGGCCUCAGCUGAUAGCGAGAACUACCUAACCAUUCCGGUAAAGUCUCUCGCCAGCAGCAGAAAACAAGAAGUCUCAUCGACCGAUCCAACGCCAUUGUACACGUUUACAAAUCAGACUCAACCAAACACUUCUUCAAGACACCUGGGAUCCGGCGCCAGGGUCUUAGAAGACCUCAACCGGUCCCCUAGGCGCUCCAGCAUUGUGAUGGACACACCUUCACCUGAGUUCCCUCCUGCUGCCAUCUACCACUCUUUGCCAUUGGGCCUAUCCACCAAUCAGCCUCAGGUGUACUGCUUCUCUCCGGCCAUCGCCCCCAAUCCCACUCUGGACCCCUUCCAGGCCACCCAGAGGAAGAUGCUCCUGGAUCCCACCACAGGGAGCUACUACCUGGUGGACACUCCCGUGCAGCCGGCCACCAAGCGACUCUUUGACCCCGAAACGGGCCAGUACGUGGACGUGCCCAUGCCGCAAUCUGCCAUGACCCCGGUGCCCAUGCCCAUGUCACCGUUGGCCCUGAGUCCAGGAGCGUACGGACACACCUACAUGAUCUACCCGGGCUUCAUGCCGACGCCAUCCGUGAUCCAGGCCCGGACGCUGGUGCAGUCGCAGAUGUCGAUGCAGCCGGAGGGCGGAGGCGUGUACCUGGAGAGUCCCUGCUUCAUGGCGGCCUACGGGGCUCAGCAGCAGGCCGCCGCCAACAGGCCGCCGCAGGGCUUCUCCGGCGUCCAGCAGCCCCUCAACAGCAUUGGCUCCCAGCAGGGGCCCCGGAUCAUAGCUCUGCCCUCUUUUGACGGGACCACCAUGAGCUUCGUGUUGGAGCACAGAUGAACACCUGGCAGGCCCUUACCUAACCCCAACCAUGCCUGUAAUUACAUAACGUAUCGGUGGCACACUCCCCAUGCGACAAUUUAACACCUCGCCCAAAUGCAGGUUAGUAGGUCUAUUUAUGAAUUCUCUAGUAGUCAGUUGGAAAAGGCCAUUAAGAAGGUAAGUGAUCGUGGCCCAGCAUGCAACAGGAGAAGACACCAUGUGAUUGUAAAAGUCUGCAACUGAGCACCUGGGCGAGGCAUCCACGCUCACAAGCUGUGAAGUCUGAUCGCUCAGCAGCGAUGCAGAGGAUUAUAUUGAUAUAAGAUAAUUCACUGCCGAGGUGUUUGAAUGCGCACCGUGGCCAUCGAGUGUGAAAGGUCGCACGGCGGCAGGCAUUCGUUGUGUGUAAACUCGCACCGCUUCAGCUGCUGCUGGACAUCAAGCGUGGCAGCUCGUCUUUUAAUAGGACCGGUCAUUUGGAGACACAGAGAGUGAGACGCCAGGUUCACAUGGCCUCCGCGCAGCAAUUACACAAACACAACAUGCAACAUAGCAGCAGCACAUUUGGAGUUCCCCUUCUCAUCUGAGUGGGCCGCAUACCGGAGGGUUCAGUUAUGUUUAUAAAGGAAACUGAUCCCCUGAAGCCUGAUGCCUCCAGGCAGGAGGAGUGGGUUUAGUUUAAACCCUACAGGCUGGAUGCAACGCUGUGUGUGUGAGGAACGUCAGGGAACAAUGUUCUCCGACCAUGUGGAGCCUUUGAGUGUGGACAGACAUCCAAGUGCAAUCAGAGGGAGUCAGCGGGACCUCUUCUGAGCUCCAGGCUCUCACGGGGUUUAAGGGUUUCCAGGGACUGCAACACAGAAUUCGGUCAAGCUGGACGUUGCUGUCAUUUACACUAGCGUUUAAAGGUUUGGGGUCACCCAGCCAAUGUUGUGUUUUCCAUGAAAACUCACUUUUAUUUAUCAGGUGAAUUACAAAAUGAAUAUAAAAUAUAGUCAAGACAUUGACGAGGUUAUAAAUAAUGAUUUUUAUUGUAAAUAUUAAUGUUGUUCUUCAAGUUUGUCGCUCAAAGGAAGGCCAGUUUUAUAGCUUCACCAGCAUAACUGUUUUCAGCUGCGCUCACAUAAAAAUGGUUCUCCCGGGGUUUCUACCCCUCCGUUAGUCUUCUAAGGCGAUAACACAAUGUAUCAUGAGAACACUGGAGAUGGGCCUCUACACACCUCUGUAGAGACUUCAUUAACACCAGAGAAUAGUCAUUUACACAUUAACAUGUAGAGAGUUUAUGAUUCAUUUAAUGUAUCUUCAUUGAUAAAAACAGUGCUUUGAAUAAUAAGGACAUUUCUAAGUGACCCCAAACUUUUGAACUGUGUACUUCAAACACACCAUGUUGUGUUCUGUGGAGAGAGAAACACAUUGCAGGUUUAUAAAGGUACAGAUUGUUUGCAAAGUAAAACUAUGUCCUAAUAGAUUUCUUUAAACUCUUCCCUGCAGGCUCUGGACGGGAAGGACCCUUCUGUGUGUGUCGGUGUGUUGCCUGUCAGCAAUUGGCUGUUUGUUAUGUAUUUUUUAGCAACUUAAAUAUCUUUUUGACUAUGUCUGUACCCCAUGCUGCUGUAAUCCCCUAAUUACCCACUGCAGGACUAAUAAAGGAUUAUUAUCUCUAACUGUGAGAUGGGUUGCACAGAUGUUCUCGGUCCCCAGAGGAUGCAUCCUAGCGACCUUUGGGUGGAUUCCCACAACAAUAAAUAUACAUAUUCAUGGUCCCCUCAGGAUGGGUUCUAAGUCAUAAACAUGAUAUGACUGAUGCAAUGUGUGUGUUGAACAUGUAUUUCUACAUGUAUCACUGUUUCAUAAUUUAGUUUUUUGACUUUCUGUUUUGUACUUGAACUGGUUCAGACUGGAUCUGCUGGCCAGUCCCUCCGUUCCUUUGACUGAAUGUUUGCUACUCGGCGGUCUGUGUGCCUCGAGUCCAACCCAACGCCUCAAUGACCAUGCUGCUGUAAAAGUUUACCCCCUCAUGUGUGAACAGAUCAUUGUGAUUCAUGUUAGAAGACGUAUAAAGAAGUGAAAGAUAUUGUGAUAUAUUGAGAUGAAUGGAUGAUGAAGGUUGUGUUUGGUGUUUUAGUUUGAAUUGAGAUGUUUGCUGUUUUCUGAUAACCCUGGUCCCUGUUCUGGAUGUAAAUCUUGCUCCUUUUCUGCCCCUACUGCAGUCUAUGAACAUAUUAUAUAAUCUGAUUGGAGAAAGUCUAAAUUAAAGGGUCAAAAAUGUUACUUACAAAGACAUUGUACAUUGUUUUUACUCUUAGAUCAUUUGUUAUAGCUGCUGAAGUAUGUGAAUAAACAUUGAAUAUAGCAAGCAAAAAGAUUCCGAAAGCUAAUCAAUAAUAUGGAUUUAUAAACCGUGCAAAAACAAAUAAGGAAACAAGUUUGUUGAUGGGAACAAUACGACUCCUGAUGAAAAGUGACAUUGUUUUGAGGUAAAGUAACUUGUUGUUUACAGUAUGCUCACUAAAAGCAUGGAUUCAUUAUCAGCAUUAGGAAAACCUAAUAUUAUGAUGUGUCAUCUUGUAUGCUGCACAUGAGAGACCACGACAGAUAUGACACUGAACAAGUCUUAUUUGAGUGGUUAUAUAUAUAUAUAAGCCUGGCUUGUUUUUAAUUAAUCCUAAUUCCCUACUUUAAUUCUGAAUAUCAGUUGCAUAUUCCAUCCGUCCACUAUCAGCCGCUAAACAGGGGUCGGGUGGCGGCGGCAGCUGACCACGCUUCCCUCUCAACCGCAACAUUUUCCAGCUCAUUCUGGGGGAUCCAGGCCAGCAGAGAGAUAUAAUCCCUCCAGCCCGGGGUCUCCACCCAGUGGAGCGUGCCCAGAAAACCUCCAGCGGGAGGCGCCCAGGAAGCAUGUUGAUGAGAUGCCCGAACGAGCUCAGCUGACUACUUUGGACUCAAAGGAGUAGCGGCUCAACUCCAAGUCAUC